GACUUUUUCCCUUCUUUCUUCCUGUACCAUUUAUUCCAGAGUCAGGUUGGUAUUGGACACAUUUUUUUCAUCUUCUUUUGCCUCUAGCAAACAUAGUGAACCAGAUUUGCUUUGGUAACUGCACCCAAAGAAAAACACAUGAAAGACACCACUUGAGAAAGUGGCGUCAGGUCAGGUGGUCAAGUGCCAGUAUGUCUUUUGACCAUCCACACAGACAUAUUGGACUACAUUAUUAUACUGUAGAGAGAUAGAUAACACAAUAUCAAAGCCAUUAAUAAUAGGUUGUCUUUGUCAGACAUGGUAGCUGUUGAAUAAAUUCUGUUUUCAAGUUAGAAAAAGUAGAGUUACUAACUAAACAUGCACUGUAAAAAGACACUGAUUUAUAAGUGACAAUAUGUGAAGAACCCUUACUUUUCUCUUGUUGCCGUUAUGCAAUCUUUAUCGAGGCCAGACUGCUUCAGGAUCUGAACGAGAGUUUCUCUUGAGGAAUUUUUGUAAACUGUUCCGAGAAAGUUGCACAGGUAAGGUCUGGUUGAGGUGAUUAUAUGAGCGUUCGGUCUGACCAUUGGAAACUGCCUGUAACUGCAAUGAACGAGAUUCAUUUCAAUGAACCAUGAAGAAAUGAUACAACCAAGAAAUUGAAAAAGACAUACGUAGCAACUCCAAGAGGCCACUGGAAGACAUCUCUAUCAUUGACCCAGGGGCUGUCAUACACCACAAACAGGAGAUCCACAAAUCCCCCAUUUCUCUUCAAGUACGGGCCGAUCCAGUUGUUGUUACAGUGCUCAUUGCCCAGAAGGACCACUGCCACAUGAGACACGGUGCGGGAAUAUACGAGAGCUUGAACAUGCUCUAGCCAUCUGGUGGAGUAGGCCACUUUCUGCUGCUCACGGCCAUUUAGAACCAGAACCAAGUUGUUCAUAUCCAGCGGAACAUGGCCCUGGACCACAGCAGGACCUGUGUAGAAACUAAAGACAAAUAUGUGGUAAUUUAGAUGUCCUUCUUAAGCAAUGGAGAGCACCAUUGUAAUGCAAUACCUGAAAUCAACUUUUCCAGAAUGCAGUUCUCCUUCCCGCCAUUGUGCCACUUUGUCAGUGGGGUUUAAAGGCCCCUCUAAAAUAUGUUCCCAAAGGUACAGUCCUGAUGGAAGAUUCAAAGCACAGAGAUUAUCAUUAGUUUCUGCAACCCUGCAAUCCCAGUGUUAGUAGAGAUUGGGGUCAUGAUUUUUUUUAGAUUUUAAAUUGUUUAAUCUAUUCCUAAACCUUAACUCUAGCUAUGACAUACAAGAGUAAAACACAUAGCACAACCAAUAACAUUAAUCUGACAUCACUAAGGUUCUGAAAUAUUAGGUUAACUUGUAUCCUCCAUGUUAAUAUUCAUUCUAUAUUCUACUAUAUUCUAUAUUCUACUGUGCAUUCAGCAUAGGCGGAAGACUUUUGUUUUGUUGCGAUGGCAACAAAAACAUAAACACAAUUGCUACAAAAAUCAAUAUACUUGAUAAAAAUUAGGGCUGGAUUUCAAAAUGUGAUUUAUUAACUGGUCGCACUUUUAGUGGCAUAAAAGGAUUGUGACCAUCAUAACAAACAAUUAUAUCAGUUCUUAUUCCACAACAUUUGUCAAGUGUCAUCGGAGACAAUAUCACAAAAAUCAUAUAGCUACAGCGCUUGGAAAAGGAUUCAGAAUAUUCAACUAUAUCUCACCGAUGGCGGCUUUUCCCCAGAUUUGGACCUUGUUUCUUUUGGGUUUGUUGCGUUCAAUUUUAUCCAUGUGUUUUUUAAAGGCUUCUCUUUUUCUGUUCAGUUCCGAAUUGUACUCCACCUGUUCAUCCUCCCACGGAUUCCAUUCUUCCGCAAGAAACGGUGCAGCACCGCCAUCCCCCCCUCCACCUGCAAACAAAAUGUAACGGGUGUAUUUGGGCACCACUGUCGACGCACAGACUCCCGAGCAUGACACACUGUAUAUAAUAGUAGUGGUUGAAAGUGGACUCACCUGCGGCUCCUCCGUUCUCCUUCUUCACCACUCGGUGAACACGAGAAAUCACUUUGCUGCUAAAGAAUACAUUGUACGCGGCAUACAGUGAAAACGCCACAUACGCAAAGAUUAUCAAAAGGAAAAGUUUUCUUUUCGAUAUUUUCAUUUUGAAACCUUCUUCCUUCCGUCAUGUAACCAUUGUGUAGCCAGCCUCCAUGUUUUGCCAGAGGACCCUUGUUUACACGACAGUAUAGCUGUCCUAGUAGAACGCCUGAUAGUUCGUACAGUUUUAAAUCCUAAUUAUUCGCAUUUCCUUCGUUAAUUAGAUGAACACAUUUAAGCAGCCAUCGAAAUAUUAUUUCUGUGAUGUUCAGGAUAAAUGCAUUGUGGUUUUCACGUAGUGCGGAACCAUUUGAAGCAGGGCUUGUUUCUGGUGAGGCAACUCAGCGACGCGCAUUUCAUAAGAGGCAAGGUCGCGUCCCCAGCAGCGGGAUAAAUCUCUCAAAUCUUGGACAAAAUAAUGUCGGUGGUCGGUCGUUUUGGGGCGUUAGCCCCACUUGUAAAGUCGACGAGUCACCCGGUCAGACGUCUGGUGUUAAAUGGACCAAGGGAGCUGGUUCGUGCUGCUGCCCCUGCAGGAAUCCGUCUGGCCCACACAGACAUCAAGAUCCCUGACUUCACAGAGUACCGUCGCGUCGACGUCACUGACCCCAACAAGUCCUCUCAGGAUAGCAGCGAGUCCCGACGCACCUUCUCUUACCUGCUCACAGGAGCGACUACUGUGGUUGGGGUUUAUGCAGCCAAGACGGUGGUCACUCAGUUUAUCUCCUCAAUGAGCGCAUCAGCAGACGUCCUGGCUUUGUCCAAGAUCGAGAUCAAGCUGUCUGACAUCCCAGAAGGCAAAAACAUGACCUUCAAGUGGAGAGGGAAACCGCUGUUUGUCCGUCACCGCACAGAGAAGGAAAUUGCAACUGAGGAGGCGGUGAACUUGGCAGAGCUCCGCGACCCGCAGCAUGACAAGGAUAGAGUGGUCAACCCCAGCUGGGUCAUCGUUCUGGGCGUGUGCACCCAUCUCGGAUGUGUCCCGAUUGCCAACGCUGGAGACUACGGAGGCUACUACUGUCCCUGCCACGGCUCCCACUAUGACGCCUCGGGAAGAAUCAGGAAGGGGCCGGCUCCCCUCAAUCUGGAGGUGCCCUACUACGAGUUCCCAGAUGACGACACAGUAAUUGUGGGAUAAAUGCAGGAGCUGUCUCAGCUCUUCUGAUAUGUGAGUGAGUCUACAAGGAAAGUGAGAUUGUAAAAUGGUUGUAUGUAUAAAUAAAGACAUAUUUUAUCUCU
Messenger RNA from Synchiropus splendidus (mandarinfish), 3312 nucleotides. Its product is annotated as cytochrome b-c1 complex subunit Rieske, mitochondrial-like. The record is from RefSeq and is a predicted model, not a curated record. Gene Ontology annotation, cellular component: membrane. The coding region runs from base 2492 to 3211 and encodes 239 amino acids. Gene Ontology annotation, biological process: mitochondrial electron transport, ubiquinol to cytochrome c. Gene Ontology annotation, molecular function: quinol-cytochrome-c reductase activity; 2 iron, 2 sulfur cluster binding. The transcript is spliced from 2 exons. Lineage: Eukaryota; Metazoa; Chordata; Actinopteri; Syngnathiformes; Callionymidae.